This is a messenger RNA of Atta colombica, 1593 nucleotides long. Its product is annotated as 3-oxoacyl-[acyl-carrier-protein] reductase FabG-like. The record is from RefSeq and is a predicted model, not a curated record. Lineage: Eukaryota; Metazoa; Arthropoda; Insecta; Hymenoptera; Formicidae. The coding region runs from base 150 to 926 and encodes 258 amino acids. Gene Ontology annotation, molecular function: oxidoreductase activity. The transcript has 4 exons.
AUAAGUAUGUAAAGUGCCAAUUUAAGUCAUGCAUUUAUCAUAUAGCGUGUCCGCUGACCAUUGAUUUACGGAUCACAUCUAUUACAAACAAUAUCUUUUUUCGCUCGAAAUUAUAAAUUUUGUGAAUUAUUCAAUAUUAUUGUAUUACAAUGUCUUUCUUGAAAAAAGUUGUCCUUAUAACAGGGGCCAGUUCAGGAAUUGGAGCUGAAACAGCUAUUCAUCUGGCUCAGCUUGGUGCAUCACUGUCGAUAACAGGACGUAAUAAGCAUAGUUUAGACAAGGUAGCUGAACAAUGUGGACAACCCAAGCCGUUUGUCAUAAUAGGAGAUCUAACUAAUGAGAAUGAUGUGAAAAAUAUUAUCGACUUGACAAUCAAGCAUUAUGGAAAAUUAGAUGUUUUAGUUAAUAAUGCUGGAAUUUUUGAAUUAGGUGGUAUAGAGACUGCAAGUUUGGAACAGUAUAACAAUAUUUUCAACGUAAACGUUCGGUCAAUAUUCCAAUUGACUGUGUUGGCAGUACCACAUUUAAUCAAAACGAAAGGCAACAUUGUAAAUAUUUCAAGCGUAGUUGGAUUACUACCAUUGAGGAAUAGCCUGAUAUAUUGCAUGAGUAAGGCGGCUUUGGAUCACUUUACGCGUUGCGUUGCUUUAGAACUGGGAUUACGACAGGUGCGUGUGAAUGCCGUAAAUCCUGGCGUUGUAAAAACACAUAUCUUUCGGAACUGUGAAAUGAACCAAGAACAGCUUAAAAUCUUUUUCGAGAAGUUAAAAGAAUGGCAUGCUUUAGGAAGAAAUGGCGAUGCUUUAGAAAUCGCAAAAACCAUUGCAUUUUUAGCCAGUGACGAUGCUAGUUUCAUAACAGGAGUGACAUUAUCUGUGGAUGGAGGUAUGCAUAUUAUGUCACCUGCUAUUCCGUCAUUUGUAUAAAGAAAAAGUAUGUUAUAUUAUUUUUUUAUGGCUGGAUUUCCCAUGGAAUACCAAUAUUUUCAAAAUUAUGAAAAAUCAGAAAAUUUAUUUUAAAUAUUUUAUGAAAAAAGAUAAUUACUAUAUAACAGAAGAAUCCGUAAGAAAAUAAAAUUUUAAUAUAUUUUUUAUUAUAACAGAAGAUAAUAAAAGAAUCUUUUAAAUUAAAAGACCAUUUGAGAUUAGAAUAACAGUUCAUUUUACGAAAAAUUGUUCCAUGAGGAACGAAGCCAUCAAAAAAUCGAAACGUAAAAAGUAAUCAUAGUAACAAAAAAUUUAAAUAAUUUUCAAUAAAAUUGAUUUUUGAAGUAAAAGUAUUUAUUUUUUUCUAUAACAAUUUAAGUGAUAAGAACAUGAUAAUAUUAUAAGGAUUCUUAAAACUAUAUUUUUAUCUGUAAUUUGCGCAGAAUACAUACACCUUGUUGAAAAUCCUUAAAUAAAAUCCUUAUUAUAUCUAAAAGCUGAAAAGUCUAGUUAUUGUACAGCAAGUCCACAUCUAAUAAAAUCACUAGAAUUAUAAAGUACCGCAAACUUACCUCCAUUUUGAUGUAAAACGCGGUCAUUUUUAAACUUAUGUAUUUGUAUAAAUGUAUUUUAUUGGGAAAAUAAAGCCGUAAAAUAUGUAAACCAA